GAGAACACGAAGGUAAACUCACGCCUCUGAACAAUUCCUGUAGCAAGCACAGAAAGGGCGUGGAUGAGCGAAUAGCUUCGGUUUUCAUCUUCUUCAGAAUCUGGUGAAGGUGGGGUAUCGAAGCUGUGUUUUUGCUUUACGCUGUGGAAUUAUUAAUUGUUCCUCACGCCCUUUCAGCUUCUCGCCCUGACCGACUUGCCGUCCUCAGUCCACCAUGAAGCUUUCCUUCGUCGUCGCCUUCCUCGUGUGCGCGCAGCUGGCCCGGGCGCAGGAUGAGCCAAAUGAGAGAGCACCGUACAGUGUCCUCAGAACCGGCGAUGGGUACGAAGUGCGCGCAUACCCGGCGGCCAAGUGGGUCUGCCACAGCCAGGUCCAGCAGGCGGCCAGCAGGCGCAAGGACACGCGCGCCUUCUUCGCCCUCUUCCGCUAUAUUGACGGCGGCAACGAAGCAGGAUCUUCGACGGCUUCGCAAACAAAGAUCGGGUUUGGGAGGAGGCUUCAGAGGCCCUCAAGGUCGACCUCGAGGCAGCGCAGGAGGACGAGGUCGACUUCUCCUUCUUCUACAGGGCUGGCUAUGACUCUCCGAUGAAAUUCAAGAACAGGCGGAAUGAGGUUUGGUUUUUGAAUAAGAAAAAAUUAAGUCUUCAUCUCUGUUGUUAACUUUAUGUUAAUGAUCUUACGGAAAACAUUUAUGAUAAAUAUUUAUAAAUUCACAUGAA
Penaeus monodon (black tiger shrimp) is the source of this 719-nucleotide messenger RNA. Its product is annotated as heme-binding protein 2-like. The record is from RefSeq and is a predicted model, not a curated record. NCBI's taxonomy places the organism in Eukaryota, Metazoa, Arthropoda, Malacostraca, Decapoda, Penaeidae.